Armigeres subalbatus is the source of this 1235-nucleotide messenger RNA. Its product is annotated as elongation of very long chain fatty acids protein 4-like. The transcript is spliced from 3 exons. The record is from RefSeq and is a predicted model, not a curated record. NCBI's taxonomy places the organism in Eukaryota, Metazoa, Arthropoda, Insecta, Diptera, Culicidae. Gene Ontology annotation, molecular function: fatty acid elongase activity. Gene Ontology annotation, cellular component: endoplasmic reticulum membrane. Gene Ontology annotation, biological process: fatty acid elongation, polyunsaturated fatty acid; very long-chain fatty acid biosynthetic process; sphingolipid biosynthetic process. Bases 55 to 882 code for a protein of 275 amino acids.
GUGUGAAUGAGUUAUCUGUUUAGUUCGGAUUUUUAAAAUCUGUAGAUUACAAUCAUGGAAAUAGUUGUCGCGAAAUUGCUCAGCGGUUAUAAUCAGUUCCUGUGGAAUAAUCGAGAUUUACGAAGCAUAGACUUUCCACUGCUGACUUCCAAUUGGCAAGUUCCAACAAUAGUUGUGAUGUACAUGGUAACGGUUCUAAGGAUAGGACCCAAAUUGAUGGCCACGCGGAAGGCAUACGACUUGAUGAAAUAUAUUCGGAUAUACAAUAUAGUUCAAAUAGUAACCAAUGGCUUCCUCUUUUUGUUUCUUGUCAUUCAUCUACUGAAGCGACCUACCAUGUCCUACGUGUGUCAAUCGGUUGACUUUUCCAAAACAACGUUAGGCUACGAAGAGCUGUACAUUUCAUAUACAUACUUCGUUCUGAAGAUCUUGGAUCUUACCGAUACGAUCUUCUUCGUCCUCCGCAAGAAGCAAUCACAAGUGUCCUUCCUUCAUGUGUAUCACCAUUCAAUAAUGGUACUGAUCAGUUACUAUGGAACACUUUUCGUGCCCGGAGGUCAUGUGUUCGUGCUUGUGCUUUGGAAUUCCCUCGGCCAUUCCUUACUCUAUCUGUACUACAAUCUCGCAACGUACAAAUCUUCGUUGGCUGCGCGGUACAAAAUAUAUCUUACUCGAAUGCAGCUGGCACAAUUCGUGUACCUCAUCGUACACUACGGACGACCGGCCCUCACUGGAAUGGACUGCGGUUUUCCUCAGGUGUGGCAUUGGAUCGGUUUCACGCAAACGAUGUUCUUUCUGGGCAUGUUUUUGGAUUUCUACGUCAAGUCGUAUCUCAGGAAAUCGGUGACGGAAAGUGAUAAAGUGUUACGGAAAAAUAACUAGGAGAGAGGAUUUGUGAAAUCUAAGUUAAAGAAUCGAAGGCUGGUUUUCCACUCACAACAGACAGCAGCAGGGCACUUCUGUGCGUGAAAAGCUGUUGAGGUUAACUACCAAAAAUGUGUAUGGCGGAAAACAUCCAAAAAUCUUAUUAAAAGUGUGAACUAUUCUCAAAACAUAUAUUUGUGAUCAGUUAUGUAGGAAGGUGCUGCUAUACUUAAAAACAUGUUUCCGCAACAGUGAUUCAAAACAGUUUCCUCCGUACCGCUGUUAGCAUGCUCAAAGCUUAUAAUAAUUCAUUGUGGAAUAAUUUAAUAAAAUAUGAUAUGAAACUCGUGAGACGGAACAAUAAUGUGUUU